AUGGCGGUGCGCGCAGCUUCGACGAAUUCGUUGUCGAGCUUCUUGUUCAGUUGAUUUUGAGAUUUUGCCGAGGGAAAAUAGUUUCUGUGCUGCUGCUGCUCCUGGUCCAGACAAAACGAAAUUUUUGCAUAUCGGCAAACGAGUGACAAUCAAGCAAUACAUUUCGAUUCCAUCGAUUCUGGCCAAAUUUAGUGCGUGAAAUGUCUUCAAAACUGAUAUCAUCGUCGUUCCACAGUUCGCCCCUCAGUGACUGUUUUAAAGUGGGCGAGUUCGAGAGACGUCUGGAUGCUCUAUUAGCCGACCUGCAAAACAGUGUGCCAGGCCAGCCGCAGCAGCCCCAGCCGCAAUAUGGAACUGUCCAGCCAAAACACCAACCUCUGCAGCAACAGCAGUUUGUGGAUAACACUCCAGGUUAUGGAAGUCUGAGGGGCAAAGCCCAGCCUCAGGUGUAUCAAGAGCACUAUAGCGUAGAGACACGCUCCCCAACGGCAGGACAUGAUUUUAAUGGCUCCUCCACGACUCCGGGAUACGUUAACCAGGGAUCUCUGCCACGUCAGGCGGCGGGAGCAACCACAGGACUCUCAGAACUGGACUCCUUGCUGCAGGAUCUGCAGAAAAUCGAUGUACCGGUCAACUACAGUACUCCAGUUACAAAAUACAAUACGAUGAAUAGUUAUGCCACCGUGGAGGAGCGUCCUACGAUGGACAGCCUGCUGAAUGAACUGGACAAUGCUCACAUCUAUGCUGUUCCUAACGGAUCUGCACAUAAAUCUCCGACGCCGGGACGCCAUGUCACCAUCACCGUUCGGGAAACGAAGACAGAGAAGCUGACGGGUCCUGAUGGACCAGUUGGUACUGUCGAGGAGCAAGUUGUGCAGCAGAAGGACUCUUAUACGCCCAAUCAUGCUGUUCCAGGACAACAAGUGCAUCAGGCCUAUACGUCGCAGGCCACCAAGGAACUGGAUGAUCUGAUGGCUUCACUGUCCGACUUCAAGGUUAGCAACGGAACGAACGGCAUCGGGAACGGAAGUCAUCCGCAACAGCACUCGUCGACAGUGCAGCACCAGACGGUAACCGACUACGCCAGACCAAACAAGGGUAGCCAGCAGGCGCAUCUCACCCAGACGAUCGAGGAGACGACCAUCGUCGAGGACAGUCGCGAGGAUCAGUUGGAUUCUAUGCUAGGCAAUCUACAGGCCAAUAUGAGUCGCCAAGGAGUCAAUACCGUGCAGAAGGGCUGCUGCAAUGCCUGCGAGAAGCCCAUUGUCGGCCAGGUGAUCACAGCCCUGGGCAAGACAUGGCAUCCGGAGCACUUUACGUGCAACCACUGCAGCCAGGAGUUGGGCACCCGCAAUUUCUUCGAGCGCGACGGCUUCCCGUACUGCGAGCCGGACUACCACAACCUGUUCAGUCCGCGCUGCGCCUACUGCAACGGCGCCAUUCUGGACAAGUGCGUCACCGCGCUGGACAAGACCUGGCACACGGAGCACUUCUUCUGCGCCCAGUGCGGCCAGCAGUUCGGCGAGGAGGGAUUCCAUGAGCGCGACGGCAAGCCCUACUGCCGCAACGACUACUUCGAGAUGUUCGCCCCGAAGUGCAACGGAUGCAACCGCGCCAUCAUGGAGAACUACAUCUCGGCGCUGAACUCGCAGUGGCAUCCGGAUUGCUUCGUCUGCAGGGAUUGCAAGAAGGCCGUUCGCGGCAAGUCCUUCUACGCCAUGGAGGGCAAGCCCGUCUGUCCACAGUGCGUGGGCGUCGAUGAGGAGGAGUAGGAGAGAUCCACAAGCAAAAGCAUCAGCAAACUUGUUGCUGAAGUUCAGCAGCCAAACGAAAAUAGCAUCCGGCGGCGGUGGCUUUAGAUACAUUCUGGUAUCUCUAGCUGCGUGCCACUUUUUUAUUACCAGCGUCAUGAGGAGAGCUCGCGGCCAAAACAGCUGCCCGCCGUCCGUCUUGGCUAUUUUCGUUGCGGGUCUAGGAGCAACACAGCAGCAUGAACACCAGCAACAUGCGCAGCAGCAACAUCUGUGGCAGGCGCAGCAGCAGAACCCUUUCGAACCCUUUUCGCUCGCCCAGCUGGCCCGCUCCGUUUUGGGGCAGGUGCCGCUGGGGUAAAUGAGUCGCAAGUCCCUGAAAAGCAGCCCUCUAUGAUGGUCUUUUUGCCCGCCCCUGUCCCUGAACCUGAACCUGCACCCCCGACUUGUUGAACUUUUCUAUGCACUUUUUGUAGGCUAAGUUUAUAGGUACUUUUUAAAUUUAAAAUCAUCAUGAAAAUGACCAACAAUAUUGUAAUUUGUUUUUGUAAAUAAAAUUUUAAUAAUUACACAUUAAAACAA
Drosophila santomea is the source of this 2333-nucleotide messenger RNA. RefSeq names its product leupaxin (gene Pax). Lineage: Eukaryota; Metazoa; Arthropoda; Insecta; Diptera; Drosophilidae. The record is from RefSeq and is a predicted model, not a curated record. The transcript is spliced from 9 exons. Bases 201 to 1772 code for a protein of 523 amino acids.